UAUACGAGAAAAAAAAUCAUCAUGUGUGACGACGAUGUUGCCGCUCUUGUCAUCGACAACGGAUCCGGUAUGGUGAAGGCCGGAUUCGCCGGAGACGAUGCCCCAAGGGCUGUCUUCCCAUCCAUCGUUGGCAGGCCCCGUCACCAGGGUGUCAUGGUCGGUAUGGGACAGAAGGACAGCUACGUCGGAGACGAGGCCCAGAGCAAGAGAGGUAUCCUCACCCUGAAGUACCCCAUCGAGCACGGUAUCGUCACCAACUGGGACGAUAUGGAGAAGAUCUGGCAUCACACCUUCUACAAUGAACUCCGUGUUGCCCCAGAGGAGCAUCCCGUCCUCCUUACCGAGGCUCCCCUCAACCCCAAGGCCAACAGGGAAAAGAUGACACAGAUCAUGUUUGAGACCUUCAACUCACCCGCCAUGUACGUCGCCAUCCAGGCCGUACUUUCACUCUACGCCUCUGGUCGUACCACUGGUAUCGUUUUCGACUCUGGUGAUGGUGUUUCCCACACCGUGCCCAUCUACGAGGGUUACGCCCUCCCCCAUGCCAUCCUCCGUCUGGACUUGGCUGGACGUGAUCUCACCGACUACCUGAUGAAGAUCCUCACCGAGCGUGGCUACUCUUUCACCACUACUGCUGAACGUGAAAUCGUUCGUGACAUCAAGGAGAAGCUCUGCUACGUCGCCCUUGAUUUCGAGCAGGAGAUGCAGACUGCUGCCUCAUCCUCCUCCCUCGAGAAGAGCUACGAGCUUCCCGACGGACAGGUCAUCACCAUCGGCAACGAGCGAUUCCGUGCCCCUGAGUCACUCUACCAGCCAUCCUUCCUUGGAAUGGAAUCAUCAGGAAUCCAUGAAACCACCUACAACAGCAUCAUGAAGUGCGAUGUUGACAUCCGUAAGGAUCUGUACGCCAACACUGUUCUUUCUGGAGGCUCCACCAUGUUCCCAGGAAUCGCCGACAGGAUGCAAAAGGAGAUAACCGCCCUUGCUCCACCAACCAUGAAAAUCAAGAUCAUCGCUCCUCCCGAGAGGAAAUACUCUGUAUGGAUCGGAGGCUCCAUCCUUGCUUCUCUCUCAACAUUCCAACAGAUGUGGAUCAGCAAGCAGGAAUACGACGAGUCUGGCCCAUCCAUUGUCCACAGGAAGUGCUUCUAAACUACUCAACCGUACUUGGUGAACAAACACUCGAACAUUACCAUUUUCAGUGUGAGAAAUCUUGGGAGAUAGAAGAGACUUCCAUCUCCAUGAGAUCAUUGUUUUGUCUUUGAUGGUUCAUCUAGUUGUCACAGUAAAUUCAAUAGAAGGACAACCAAACCGAUGCAUUCUUAAAAGUUCGAUACUGCCAAGAAAAGAAAUUGGUUUGAGGCGAGUUAACCAGGAAGAUAUUCAUUUGUUUCCCAUUUUCAUGAAAAUUGUGCAUUUUUCUUUUUGGUGGGUAAAUUUUUGGAACAUUCUCCCUACCAAAUUUGCAAACAUUUAGGCCUAGUAUUUAUUUUUGUUCUACCUGAAUGCCGAAAUCCUGCCAAAGUAAACUUGGGGUAUUUUAUCACUUUGAAAGUUACACUUUUAACCCUUUCAUUUUGUUCUGUUCAGUUUGUUUCACGCCGCCAAAUUGAUUGUAUAUAUAUUAUUUCACAUGAACAAAAAAGUUUGAAAAACAUGGAUUCUGUAAAUAAAUUUAUACAUAUGCUGGUAA
Molecule: messenger RNA, 1693 nt
Organism: Lytechinus variegatus (green sea urchin)
Lineage: Eukaryota; Metazoa; Echinodermata; Echinoidea; Temnopleuroida; Toxopneustidae
Product: actin CyI, cytoplasmic
Exons: 3
Coding region: 22-1152 (376 amino acids)
Source: RefSeq, a predicted model, not a curated record